AUGUUCAAAAAAGAGAUCUCUGUGGCAUAUUUUUUUCGCCUUUUUUUAUAAUAAAUAUGACAAAAUGUUAUGACAGUACAAUAAAUACGCAAAAUAUAGAUUUUCACAUAUGACGGGCAGCCUCGCACAGUUCGCCUGUCUGGCUUGGAAGUGCAAUAAAAAGGAACGAAUUUGUUGGAAAGAAUCCAUAGCAACGUCAAGUUGUUGACAAGCUCCGUGCAAUUUUACACAGGCCCCUUAAUCCAAAUCUAUAUCACGUAUGUUAUCUGCAACUCGAUCGGCAUUCAUCGUUAACACUUGCUCACCGGCGCGUUUGAUGUGCUUGCUCUGACAAGCAUGAUGUGGGGCUUCAGUCCGUCCUUUGACAUUCAAGAUGAACUUGACAACUGUCCUCCCAGCAUCCAGAAAGCCGCGACGGUCAACGUUCUCCUCGUCGGCGUUGGCGAUUUGCGCCACGUGCUCCGCACAAUCGCCCAGUCCUACCGCCACCGAUCAAACCGGCACCUCAACAUGCACGUCCUCGAGUCCUCGCUGGAAGCGACGGCGCGCCAACUUUUGCUGCUGAAUUUGGCUCUAGAGCCGGCCGACGUGCUGAACCCGCUGCAGAAGGCGCGGAUGUUCCUGGAGAUCCACGGCAACACCCUGGUGCGGCCCAACACGCAGCAGUACAUUCGGCAAAAGGCCAGCCAGCUCAUCUACAUGGUGACCGACCACAUUUACUUGAAAAACAGACUGCCCAUGGUGUCGUUGGAGAAUUUAAAGUACAAAGAGAAGGACUGCAUGGAGGCGACGUACAAGUUCUGGAAAAACAGCACCAUCGACUACUUUGACAUCACCAAACUGUGGGACCUCAGGCUCAGGGCGCACCUCGGGCAAAGGUACGAUUCGCGGGACAACGUUUUCGACUGGGACUACCACAUGAAGCUGAGCUACAGCGCCGAGCACGGCCUGCCAGUCACCCAUCAGGAAUAUUUGAACUGGAGACAAACGGGGGUGGCCUUCAGGUGGAUGAAUUCAGCCGAGUGCACCGACGUCAAUUUGACAAUGGCCACCGGGGUCGUCAGCGAACCAAACCAGCGGCCGACCCAGUUUUCAGGCGACAUGCUCACGGGGCCCUUCAUCAGCUUCGGCGUCGACUGCGAAGAUCCGGAAAUGCUGAAAAAGUGCAACAACAAGUUUGUGCGAACCGCCACUGAAGUUUCGGAGCACAACGUCACCAGACUCAUGUACGAGCUGUCAUUCAAAAAGUCGUACGAUUUUGAAGAUGGCUUCGUUGAUGACUGGGGUGCCGUUUACAUGACGUCGCCGACGCCGUCCAGGAUGAGCUCGGCGCGAUCCAUCAGUCGAGAGGACUCGGGCUACUUUCGGUCUCCUGCCAGGGAGGAGUACAGCUCCCUGAUUGUGGAUGACAUGGAGGUAGUAUUUUUGUCUCCGACCACUUUAGACGAAGACAGGCCGAGCAGCAAAUUCCGUGGCACCUUCAACGUCAUCAUUCUCGGCCACUCUGUCGUGCCAGACAUGGUCACUCAGUCUCUUUUGUCGUUGGCCGCGGACGACGCUCUCUUUCUGAUCGAGGGCAAGAAGUACGUCGUGGGGCCGCGAAGGUGCGAUCUGAAGGAUUACAAAGAAAACUUCAUUGAGCACAUCAAGGACCUGCAACUGGACCCUUUGCCGUACACGACCGAGUACGACCCAAUCACUGACGGGAUCAUGCGCUACUUGUUCAACAGACGCAACGUUCAAUGACGUCUGGCAGGGCGCGACUUCAACGGUACAAACGAAGACUGCGCGGUGACUAUCGUGGAAAAUCAUUUUCCUUGAACUAACAAAAAUUCAAAGAGACGGUUGGACGUUUAAUGAUGCCAAUGAGUGUUAGAGAAAGUUUAAAAUGAAAUAUAGUUGAUUUGGUGUUGCAAAAAGGUGUACAAUCAAAUUAGUUUUGUCACAAAAGUAUAAAUAGUUAGAUGUUUGAUGAAAAUUUAAAAAAGGCGCAAAUAAUUUAAUGUUUAAAAUUAACUUAUAUUCUUGUGGGUCAA
Neocloeon triangulifer is the source of this 2036-nucleotide messenger RNA. It is a transcript of the gene Dnaaf3, whose product is annotated as dynein axonemal assembly factor 3. The record is from RefSeq and is a predicted model, not a curated record. Lineage: Eukaryota; Metazoa; Arthropoda; Insecta; Ephemeroptera; Baetidae. The coding region runs from base 337 to 1746 and encodes 469 amino acids. Gene Ontology annotation, biological process: motile cilium assembly; axonemal dynein complex assembly. The transcript is spliced from 3 exons.